GCAUCAUGGAGACGUCAGCAAGGGGACUCGGUGGGCCGAACAGGAAGUCGGCAGCGCAUGUGUCGGCGCGUGGAGAAGCUGCCCCAUUCCUGCUUCCGUGUCCCAUCUGGAGCUAUGAGUCGUCCUGUGACAUGUGUUGCCUGGGUGUCCCAAGGUGUUGCUAAGGAGACGCCCGACAUGGUACAGCUUGAUAAGGAAGAACUGAAGCAUUUGAUUACUGAAGCUAAAGAGAGAUUGCAGGUAGAGGAGGAGGAUGGAGGUGGACAAGAGGAAACCUCAGGUGCCAUGGAUGUUGCUGAGGCUGAGGCAGCUAGCUCUGCUGCCAAGGAUGAGGACGCUGAUAAGCUAGAUGAUGAUGAAUUGGCAGAAUAUGACUUGGAUAACUAUGAUGAAGAAAAUGCAGGUACUGAGGACAUUGGAGAGAUCUUUGCAGGGCUUACAGUAUACGGAGCUAAUGAAAAUGAUCCAUAUAUCACUAUAAAAGAUACUGACCAAUAUGAGAGAGACGACUUUGUAAUUAAGCCAGAUGACAAUCUUGUUGUAUGUGGCAGAGUUGAUAAGGACCACUGCAGUUUAGAAAUUCAUGUUUAUAAUCAUGAAGAAGAUUCCUUUUACGUCCAUCAUGAUCUUAUUUUAUCUGCAUACCCCUUAAGUGUGGAAUGGAUGAACUUUGAUCCUAAUCCCAAUGAUUCUGCAGGAAAUUAUAUUGCUGUUGGCACAAUGAAUCCUGUUAUUGAAAUAUGGGAUCUUGACAUAGUGGAUUCUUUAGAGCCAGUCCUUUCACUAGGAAAUAAGAAGGCAAAAACAAAGAAAAAGAAACAGAAGAAGAAUUUAUCCAGAGAAGACCAUCAGGGGCAUACUGAUGCAGUACUCGAUCUUUCAUGGAAUAAACAUCUCAGAUCUGUCUUGGCAAGUGGCUCAGCUGACCAUUCUGUAAUUCUUUGGGACAUGUCCAGGGGCACAACGGCAGCAAAUAUUUCUCUUCACACAGACAAGGUGCAAACACUGCAGUUUCAUCCAUUUGAAACACAGACUCUCAUUUCUGGCUCUUAUGACAAAUCAGCCAUCUUAUAUGACUGCAGAAGUCCACAGGACAACCAUAGAACCUGGAGAUUUAGUGGACAAGUUGAAAGAGUGACUUGGAAUCAUUUUUCACCUCAUCACUUCUUAGCUAGCACAGAAGAUGGAUUUGUAUACUGUCUUGAUGCUCGUUCACAUAAACCAGUCUUCACAAUGAAAGCUCAUAAUGAAGAAGUAUCUGGACUACAGUUAAGUAGCCAGAUCAAAGGAUGUCUUAUAACAACAUCUUCAGACAAAUGUGUGAAAAUCUGGGACAUUCUGGGGGAGAAGCCUACUUUAGUCUAUUCCAGAGAUAUGAAAAUGGGUGCCCUCUUCUGUGCAGCUUGUUGUCCAGAUCUGCCAUUUGUCUAUGCCUUUGGAGGAGAGAGGCAGGGACUACAGCUCUGGGACAUAAGCACAGUUUCUGCAGUGAAUGAUGUUUUUGGAACUCGACAGAGGCUAGCAGUCGCCACAUCAAGUUCUGAAGGGAAGAAUUCUGCUAAUAGCAGUAGCAGCUGUGGAGAAGCUGCAGUGGAACCAUGAAAUAGGUUUAUAUUGUUUUUUACGAAAGUACUUCAUCUUGAAACAUACUAGGUAAACCAAAUGUUGUUAUAUUUUUUGACCUGCUUUUAAGACCAUGUUACUAGGAAGCUCAGACUUGCUCUUAAAGCUUUUCUGAGUUGUUAACCAGCUAGAAAUUAGAAUAUGCCAGUACUAAAACACUAGCAGUAAUAUAACAAAUUAAUCUUCCAAUGCAUUCAUUUGUGUUAAGAAAGAUACACUUAGCCAUUCUGAUGCAUAUACGUUACCUUAAAUCCUUUGGCAUUGGCCAUCCAUGGUUUAAAAGCUGCUGUCUAAUUAUGCUAGCCAUUUUUCUGAGAACUCAAAGGAAGCUGUCUAUGUGGAAAGUUUUAAAUGCACUGUUCUUAAUCAGGAUUGGAUACCAUGUCAAAACAUGUUAUCUCUGAGCCUAUAUAAAUAUAUUAUCAAUCAAGGCUAAUUAAUAAAAUCCAACUUGGCAUAAAUAAAAUGACUAAGGUUAACGAUCUUGAGUUUAUCUCUCUGAUACAAAUCAUUAAUUUAAAUGUAUUUCUAGGAGAACCAUCAAUGUCAGCUUACUUAACAUUGCCUGAAAAGUGUAAUGUACAGAUAAAUUAAUGGUUUAAUUUAAUAAAGCAAAAAUGCUAUGAUGAAAAAACAAUUCCUAAACACCAGGAAAAAACUCGGGGGGGGGGAACUGAGUACAAACAUUAAAAAGCAGUUAUUUUAAUUAUCUGUAAGGAAACAAAUCUGAAUGAUAGCUUCAAUCCAUAAAUAUAUUAGCAGCAGAAUUUCCCUUUCAAAGUAAGUGGUUACCAGUUACAGUAUAGACAAUACUAUAUGAAUAACCAUUGUAUGUCAAACUCAUGCUAAAACUAAGCCUGCAUUUCAAACACAAGCAUUAGCAUGCCUUACUGUAUGGAUCCCAUAGUACACUUUUGCUUUCUAAUCCUCUGAAAUGCUCAAUUGUCAACAGAUGAGCAAAUAAUUCAUUGGUAUACAACAAAUAUCAACUUUAUGAACUUUCUAAGAGCCAAAAGUAAUUUAUCCAAUAAAAAGCACUAUACUGCAAUGAAAAAAUUUGGUUUGUGUAUACUGUCACAUUAAAAGUACCUUUAAUAGAGA
Molecule: messenger RNA, 2724 nt
Organism: Candoia aspera
Lineage: Eukaryota; Metazoa; Chordata; Lepidosauria; Squamata; Candoiidae
Gene: PWP1
Product: PWP1 homolog, endonuclein
Exons: 15
Coding region: 58-1602 (514 amino acids)
Biological process (GO): rRNA processing
Cellular component (GO): nucleus
Molecular function (GO): protein binding
Source: RefSeq, a predicted model, not a curated record